This is a messenger RNA of Emericellopsis atlantica, 1275 nucleotides long. RefSeq names its product WD repeat-containing protein 79. The record is from RefSeq and is a predicted model, not a curated record. Lineage: Eukaryota; Fungi; Ascomycota; Sordariomycetes; Hypocreales; Bionectriaceae. The coding region runs from base 1 to 1275 and encodes 424 amino acids. The transcript has a single exon. Gene Ontology annotation, molecular function: protein binding.
AUGAGUCCCAGCACGCGCCUUCUGGCGCGGUGCAACCAUCCUCACCAGGGCACCUCGUUCUACACCUCCGCGCAGUGGACUGCCGAUGGCACCACGGUCCUCACUAGCUCCUCGGACCAAGUGAUCAGCGCGUUCGCACUGCCGGACGAUCUGUUGUCAGGAGAGCAGACCACGCUUCAGGCGCAGGGACAGGUCACCCUGCCAGAGCCGUCACAGAUCAUCGCGCCAGCUCCGUACUUCUCCCUCCAGGAGCCUACCACACAGCAUUUCCUCGCUGGCUGUCGUGAUCACCCACUGCAGCUGUAUAAUUGCUUCCCCAACGACGAGGCAUGUGCCCCUAUCCGGGGCUACAAGCUCAUCAAGCAUGAGACGGAAGCGUACAUCACGCCCUCGUCCGUCCUAUGGCAGUAUCCGGGUACGCACUUUGUCGUAGGCUCUACGAAUCGGCUUGACCUGUUCGACAUCACGGGCCAUUCAAGUGACGGACCCGUGACGACGGUGGCGACGAUCCCUUCGAAGCGGCAUAUCCGCAAAGGCAACGGGAUCGGCAUGAAGGGUACCGUCUCGGCUCUGAGCUCCUCCGCCGCCGGCGCCGAGGGUGGGAUCAUCGCCGCCGGCACGAGAACGAGAUGGGUAGGCAUGUACGAUCUCUCGCGGUCCGAAAAGACCGUCGCCAACUGGAGCAUCGCGGCGGCCGCCGACGAGGGCGGCGUCCCUGGGCAGGGCAUCGUACAGACGAUCUGGUCGCAUUGCGGACGAUACCUCCUGGUCAACGAACGCAAUGCCCCCGGGCUGCUGGUGUACGACGUGCGCGUCACCGGACAACUGCUCAGCAUUCUCAAAGGUCGACGGGCCAACACCCAGCAGAAGUUAAACGUGGAUGUCUUUCCAGGAGGAGAGGACGGCGGAUUCGAGGUCUGGGCUGGCGGUGAUGACGGGAGGGUUAGUGUCUGGGAGGGCGUCGGGCUUCAUGGCGACUUUGAUGCCAAGGAGACCUGGGGCUGGAGAGCACAUGAUGCACCCAUGGGUAGUGUCGCCCUUCACUCAAGCGGUUCUGUCGUCGCGACGUGCUCUGGCGGAUGGGAGUACGCGACAAAAAACGACGAGGACGCCGGCGACGAGGGCAAGGGGAACAUCCUCCAAACAGAUGGGAGCACCAUUCUGGACGACUCGGCACUGAGAUUAUGGUCUAUUGCGGCCUCACAAGCAGACGAGUCCACCGAUUUGGACACCGAGGCGCAAGGGCUGCCAAUACACGGCACUACCCACAAGUAG